Molecule: messenger RNA, 855 nt
Organism: Drosophila melanogaster (fruit fly)
Lineage: Eukaryota; Metazoa; Arthropoda; Insecta; Diptera; Drosophilidae
Exons: 2
Coding region: 133-540 (135 amino acids)
Source: RefSeq, marked reviewed
AUAAAAAUUAGCUUUAGACAAACUAACAUUUAUAAGCAGGCACUUGAAAAGGAGUCAUAGUAAAGAUAUAAAAAAAUUCUCAAGUAAUUUAUACGCGUGUCAUUUGUAGGGGAAUUCCUUUGGUUACUUGCCAUGUACCAUUCUUCAGGCCCAUGUCGUGCCCACUUCAGGCGAUCCAGUCAGCGUGAUCGGUUGCCCAGGCUGAGUAGCUCGUCCACCAUGGAUGUGGCACCUCGCUUUCAGAGAAUACGACGCGGGAGCACUUGCGAGGCGGAGAGGCGAGUGGCCAAGGCGGCCCAGGACGCCAAUGUGCCGCCGGCCAAGCUCUAUCUACGCUCCACCUCACGGGGAUUGCGUCGUGUCCUCGAGAUCUAUAUGCCACGAUUCCAGCCCGACGAGCACUUGGCCAGCGCCGAGGAGGAGCAGCGGUCAGAGGACGAACUUGGCGAGUCAGCCAGGACACGGGAGCCACAGGAAGCUCUGCCCAUUGCCACCAACUGGGCGGUGGUGAAGUGGCGGACGUCGGAUGCGGUCGCCUGAUGGCAUCUUGCUUGGAUUUGCUUAACGACCACUUGAUGGGGCUCCUCCUGCACUUGGGAGUGGAGGAUGAUUGAAAAAAGAGAAACAAUGCCACCAACAUCUGCUUCCAAUUACACUCGAUUGAGGAUGGGGAAAAACGCCAACGGGCUGGUUUCUUCAGACAUCAACACGAGCACUUACUUUCUUGUUCUGGAACUCGGGGCGUCGUACGAAUGUCAACGGAAUGUUUGUCAGCUAUUAUGGAAAUCUUAAAACAUUCCUAAUUGGCAGCAGCAAAAUUGUUAAUAUAUUUGUAAGUGGUUAUUUAAAUAAAUC